AUGUCGAACUCAACACAGACCCAGGAGAAGACGGAACCGUCCCAGCAACCACCGCAGCAGAAGCCCCCCGUGCUCGAAGAAGAUGAUGAGUUCGAGGAUUUCCCCGUUGAAGACUGGCCACAAGAAGAGACCGAACAGGCGUCGACCAACGGCGCCAAUUCCCAUUUAUGGGAGGAGAGUUGGGACGAUGACGAUGCGGCCGAGGACUUCUCGAAGCAGCUGAGAGAGGAACUGAAAAAAGUCGAAGCAUCUCGUUAA
Messenger RNA from Aspergillus tanneri, 258 nucleotides. Its product is annotated as proteasome regulatory particle lid subunit SEM1. The record is from RefSeq and is a predicted model, not a curated record. Lineage: Eukaryota; Fungi; Ascomycota; Eurotiomycetes; Eurotiales; Aspergillaceae. The transcript has 3 exons. Gene Ontology annotation, cellular component: proteasome complex; proteasome regulatory particle, lid subcomplex. The coding region runs from base 1 to 258 and encodes 85 amino acids. Gene Ontology annotation, biological process: double-strand break repair via homologous recombination; mRNA export from nucleus; proteasome assembly.